AUAUAUAAUUUUAUCCCUAACAAAACUUGCAAGUACAAUUAGAAACAUUAAACCAAAGUUCUCGAUAAUUAAUUUGUCCACAACAAACUAUACAUAUAUAUAAUUUCUUUCUUUCUGUCAGAUUAAUUUCCAUCUGUCGCAUUCAUCAACCCAAAAAACAUGGAUCAUUCGUGCAGAUUGAUCCAACAAUUGUGCUUGGACUUGCUAGGCAGCAGCCUUCCUAGUUCCUUACAAGGUUAAGAAUUUUAGGCCCAUUUUCCUGGAAUUCAAAAUAUUUCCGCAAACUUUCUCGACUGCCAAACAAGUUUUUCCUUCCCAGAAUAGUCAAAACAGUUCUGCUCACCAACGAGACCAACUUCUUCAUCACCCAAAGAUUUAAGUAUCAACUGGAAAAUUUGUCUUGCAAUCAAGCUUGGUUGUUCCAACUAACAAUCUCAAGCUCUCAAGUUCUGCAUUCCCAGCCCUUCUUCUUCUUCUUAUUCGCUUGCAGCCAUGAAAAUCCCUGCAAACAAUUGAGCUUGAAAUCACCCAACAAUGGCGGUUUGCUUUCCAAAAGGAAGCAUAGCAGACGACUCCGCCACCCUUUUCUCAACAUCCAACUCACCAGAGGAAACCACCAGCGUUUCUUCCUCUUCUUUUCACCACUCUCCACCACCACCCGAUGCUUCCAUUUCCACCAAGAAACUUUCCAUCAGGAGUCUCUCAUUUUCUGUUCUUCCAAACAGGUCCAUACCCACGUCAUUUUCUGAGUUGAUCCGAGGACCGAAGCCCAUUAAUGUUCUCAAGUCUGUCUCAUUUGUGGCAAGAAGUUCUCAAAUUCUCGCCAUUGUUGGCCCAAGUGGAACAGGCAAAUCUUCUCUGCUCAGGAUCAUAUCAGGGAGAGUGAAACAGAGGGAUUUUGACCCCAAAGCAAUCUCCAUUAAUGAUCAAUGGAUGAACAGUCCUGAGCAGUUGAGGAAGUUGUGUGGGUUUGUGACACAAGAAGACAAUUUGCUUCCUCUUCUGACUGUGAGAGAAACCUUGAUGUUCAUGGCCAAGUUGAGGCUCAGAGAAUUGGGUUCAGAAGAGAGAGAAGAAAAAGUGGAGAGGUUACUGCAGGAGCUUGGUCUGUUUCAUGUGGCAGACAGUUUUGUAGGAGAUGAAGAGAAGAGAGGAAUAUCUGGAGGGGAGAGGAAAAGAGUUUCAAUUGGAGUUGAAAUGAUUCAUGACCCACCAAUUCUUCUGCUUGAUGAGCCAACUUCAGGCUUAGAUAGCACUUCUGCUCUUCAAGUUAUUGAACUUCUCUCUUCAAUGGCAAGAAGGAAUCGAAGAACUGUGAUUCUCUCAAUCCAUCAACCAGGCUACAGAAUCCUUCAAUACAUUUCCAACUUCUUGGUUCUCUCCCAUGGUUUAGUUGUUCAUUUUGGAAGCCUCAAAUCACUAGAAAAGAGGAUUGGUGAAAUGGGAAUUCAAAUCCCAAUUCAACUAAAUGCCCUAGAAUUUGCCAUGGAAAUCAUAGAUAAACUAGAAGAAGAUUCAAACCCCCCAACAACUACCCAAAUUGAAGAAGAAGAAAACCAGCUCUUCUCCUCCCCACUUUGGCCUGAUGAAGUCAUUGACAAAAUCCCAAAACACAACAACAGCAGACAGAUAUCGAUAUUUUAUUCUUCACAUUUGCUAGAGAUUAUGUUUCUGUGCUCAAGAUUCUGGAAGUUAAUAUACAGAACAAAUCAACUACUUCUAGGUAGAACAUUGCAAGCCAUUGUAGGAGGAAUUGGGCUUGGAAGUGUUUACCUGAGAGUAAAAAGAGACGAAGGAGGAGUUGCAGAGAGAUUGGGCCUCUUUGCUUUCAGCCUCAGUCUCCUUCUAUCUUCUACAGUGGAAGCCCUCCCAAUUUUCCUUCAGGAAAGAAGGGUUCUGAUGAAAGAAGCCUCGAGAGGAGUCUACAAAAUCUCCUCUUACAUGAUAGCCAACACCAUCGUCUUCCUCCCGUUUUUGCUCGCCGUCGCCGUCCUCUUCGCCGCCCCAGUGUAUUGGCUCGUAGGGCUAAACCCCUCAAUCGGCGCCUUCGCCUUCUUCACCUUCGUGGUUUGGCUCAUCGUGAUGAUGGCGAGCUCGCUGGUGCUGUUCCUCAGCGCGAUCUCGCCGGAUUUCAUCACCGGAAAUUCCUUAAUCUCCACCGUCCUCGGCGGAUUCUUCCUCUUCUCCGGCUACUUCAUUCCGAAACAAAACAUUCCCCGAUAUUGGAUUUUCAUGUACUACAUAUCGCUGUAUCGGUACCCUUUGGAGGCGAUGGUGGUGAACGAGUAUUGGGGCGCGAAAUCUGAGUGUUUCUCGUGGGCCGAUGAAGGGCGGCGGCGACUCUGCGUGCUGACCGGCGACGAUGUGCUGAAGAACAGAGGGCUGGAGGAGGAUAUCCGGAGGAUGAAUGUGGGGAUUAUGAUUGGCUUCUUCGUGUUCUAUCGAUUUCUCUGUUGGAUUAUUCUUGCUCGUAGGGCUUCCUCUACAACUAUAUGAUUUUUGUCAUGAACAUGUUUUUUUUUAUUAUUAUUAAACUUUUA
Molecule: messenger RNA, 2540 nt
Organism: Momordica charantia (bitter melon)
Lineage: Eukaryota; Viridiplantae; Streptophyta; Magnoliopsida; Cucurbitales; Cucurbitaceae
Gene: ABCG23
Product: ABC-2 type transporter family protein
Biological process (GO): transmembrane transport
Cellular component (GO): membrane
Molecular function (GO): ATP hydrolysis activity; ATP binding; ABC-type transporter activity
Source: RefSeq, a predicted model, not a curated record